ACGAAUACUGCCCUGCCCACAGGACUGACGUGCCGGUGGCUUGCCUGAUCAAGGGUAGCGAGAGAUCCUCGCCGCAUGCUAAGCUUAAAAACGAUGGGUGCUGACGCCGAAUUGGCCUCCUGGUUCCAUUGUCGCCGCAAUGGUGCCGCUCGACGGCUGACCUUGGCGGCGUCUUUUCGUCUCUCUUUUCUUUCGCUCUCUCUAUCCGUCCGUACUCGCCUCACACACCCCACCCUCAUUAUUUCAUUUCCCACCGACGCCAUUUCUGUGCUUUGUACAGUGUUUGCAACCCGAAACAUGGUGCUCGUCCCGUCUGCGCCAGCGCCACGGUAGCAAUAGACGACAAUAGACGGACGGUCUCCGCCAUGGGCUCAAGAAGGUGGAAUGACGACGUCAUGGCAAAUUCGCAGGGCUUGGAAGUGGCCAUUGGCCAGGGCAUUGAGCUGGCGCCCACGAGACCGCAGUUCCAAGAGCACAGCGUUCCCGGCAUGGAGGUGGUCGAGCAUUCCAACCUCGAGGUAGUGACCUCAAGGCAAGGCCUGUCACAGACCAAGACGUGGGAGAAGACGAGCGGCCUGCCAGAACCACAUAACCCCUACCUCACCGGCCACGACUACGGCCAGCAGCGCCACCAUCGGCAGGACAGCCGUCAAACCGAACCCGGCCCCGGCCACAUGGGCACCGGCCCGCAUGGGACGCCGCUCACCUCUUACAGCUCCAUAGCCCCCCCUUACGGCUUCAAUAACCCCUAUGACCACCAACCCUUGGUGCCGCCCAGUGCCAAAGGCGGUGGCGGUAGCGGCGGCGGCGGAGCGCCCUUUUCGCAACGUGAGAGGAUAUGCGGUCUGAAGAGGCAGACAUUCUGGAUCGUUUUGGCCAUCGUGAUAUUCCUCUUGGUUGUUGGCGCUGCCGCCGGUGUUGGUGUGGGUGUUGCGACUUCGCGCAAAAGCAGCGACACGUCAACAAGCGUCCACAACUACUGUUACCACGACGGCCCCCAUAAGCACGCGGACACUUCCUGUGCCCACGGCCUCAGCCGUCACCGGCGGCUCUCAGAUCAUCAACUGCCCGUUCGACAACUUGACGCUCUACACGCCGCAAAAUAACAACAGCCGCCAGUUUCUGCUCCUGUGUGGCCACGACUACAAUGAAGAUCAGGGAUCGGUAGACCUGUCUAAUACGAUCACCGUGAGCAUGGACGACUGUAUUAACCUAUGUGCAACCCAGAGUGAAUGCGUUGGCGCGGGUUGGGGCAUUUCCAAUGUUGGCCAGACCACAUGUUGGCUCAAAAGCAGCCUUGCGACCUCUAAUAACUCGCCCUUGUGGUACUUCGCCAUCGACGACACUGGCGAUUCUGUUCCGACGCGCGGGAGCUGACCAAGAGAGACGGCCGGCCGGUUUGCUCUGGAGAGGGCAAAAAGGCUACACUGCCGCACUUACCAGACAACCAACAUAUCCACCCC
Lasiosphaeria miniovina is the source of this 1463-nucleotide messenger RNA. RefSeq lists its product as uncharacterized. The transcript has 3 exons. The coding region runs from base 366 to 1106 and encodes 246 amino acids. The record is from RefSeq and is a predicted model, not a curated record. Lineage: Eukaryota; Fungi; Ascomycota; Sordariomycetes; Sordariales; Lasiosphaeriaceae.